Messenger RNA from Manis pentadactyla (Chinese pangolin), 14460 nucleotides. RefSeq names its product myosin phosphatase Rho interacting protein (gene MPRIP). The transcript has 25 exons. The record is from RefSeq and is a predicted model, not a curated record. Bases 578 to 7822 code for a protein of 2414 amino acids. Gene Ontology annotation, molecular function: actin filament binding. Gene Ontology annotation, biological process: actin filament organization. Gene Ontology annotation, cellular component: actin cytoskeleton. Lineage: Eukaryota; Metazoa; Chordata; Mammalia; Pholidota; Manidae.
CGCGGCCCUUACAGCUCUGCCUCCCCGGUCCGCCGCCCGCCCGCCCCGGGAGUACGCGAGGCGCUCCGCUACCAUUUGCUGCGGACGCUGGGCGCCGAAGGCAGCGGCGGCGGCGGGGACCGACGCCGGGGACCGGGCGGCGACCCAGCGCCUGAGCGGCCGGCGGGAGUUCGAGGAGGCAGCGGGCCCGGGAGGCCGCGUCCAUGGGCCCGCGGCGGCCGGGCAGCAGCUGUGCGGGCGAGCGGCCGGGACCGCGCGCUCUGUGAGGCCCCGGGGCGCGGGGCCGGCGCCGAGGUGCCCGGGCGCGCCGUGCAGCUCAGCGCCGUCGUGCUAGGAGAGAGGCCCGGCCCGCAUCCCGGCGCUCGCGAGGCCGCCCUGACCACCGGGGGCGCGCUUCGGCCGCGGCCGGGCCUGCGUCGGCCGGCCGGCGGGGGCAUGCCGCGGCGCCCGCGCUGAGCCCGGCCUGAGCCCGCCCAAGCCGGCCGUGCAUGGUGCCGCCGCACGGCCAUCCGCCGUCCGCCAUCCGCCGCGGAGCGCGCGCCUGCCGGCGCCGGGCCUGCGCCGCCGCCGCGCGACCAUGUCGGCGGCCAAGGAGAACCCGUGCAGGAAAUUCCAGGCCAACAUCUUCAACAAGAGCAAGUGUCAGAACUGCUUCAAGCCUCGCGAGUCACAUCUGCUCAACGAUGAGGACUUGACGCAGGCAAAACCCAUUUAUGGUGGCUGGCUGCUCUUGGCUCCAGAUGGGACUGACUUUGACAACCCAGUGCAUCGGUCUCGGAAAUGGCAGCGCCGGUUCUUUGUUCUCUACGAGCAUGGCCUCUUGCGCUAUGCCCUGGAUGAAAUGCCCACAACCCUCCCUCAGGGCACCAUCAACAUGAACCAGUGCACAGAUGUGGUGGACGGGGAGGGCCGGACGGGCCAGAAGUUCUCCCUGUGCAUUCUGACCCCUGAGAAGGAGCAUUUCAUCCGAGCAGAGACCAAGGAGAUCAUUAGCGGAUGGCUGGAGAUGCUCAUGGUCUAUCCCAGGACCAACAAGCAGAACCAAAAGAAGAAGCGGAAAGUGGAGCCACCCACGGCACAGGAGCCAGGGCCAGCCAAGAUGGCUGUCACCGUGAGCAGCAGCAUCCCCAGUGCUGAGAAAGUCCCCACCACCAAGUCGACACUCUGGCAGGAAGAAAUGCGGGGCAAGGACCAGCCAGAUGGGAGCAGCCUGAGUCCCUCUCAGAGUCCCAGCCAGAACCAGCCUCCUGCUGCCAGUGCCUUGAGGGAGCUUGGGCUGGAAAGCAAAGAUGAGGAGAGCACCAUGAGCAGCGACCGCAUGGACUAUGGCCGCAAAGUCCGGGUGGAGAGCGGCUACUUCUCCCUGGAGAAGACCAAACAGGACUUGAAGGCUGAGGAGCAGCAGCUGCCCCCACCGCUCUCCCCUCCCAGCCCCAGCACCCCCAACAACAGGUACAGUGGCCCUGAACCGCCCUCCCAGGAGCUUGGUCAUCCCCUUCCUUCCCCAGGUCCUCAAGCCCCCCGCCGAAUGGUCUGCAGCAGCUACCUCAGCUCCCUGGAUGUGACCAGCCAGCCCCCCGCCCACAUGGACUCUGGCAGCUCUGGGGGGCGGGGAGCAGAGAGACUGGGGCGCACCUUUGCCUUUAAAGCCAGCAGGCAGUAUGCCACCCUGGCCGACGUCCCUAAGGCCAUCAGGAUCAGCCACCGAGAAGCCUUCCAGGCGGAGAAAAGGCGGCUGGAGCGUAGGACUCGGGCCCGCAGCCCUGGCAGGGAAGAGGUGGCCCGUCUGUUUGGCAACGAGCGGAGGAGGUCCCAGGUAAUUGAGAAAUUUGAGGCCUUGGACAUUGAGAAGGCAGAACACAUGGAGACCAACUUGUCCGCUGGGCCCUUGCCGUCAAGUGACACUCGCCAGGGCCGUAGCGAAAAGAGGGCGUUUCCCAGGAAGCGGGACCUCCCCAGCGAAGCCCCCACAGCUCCUCUGCCAGAUGCCUCGGCCUCCCCCCUGUCUCCACACCGAAGAGCCAAGUCACUGGACAGGAGGUCCACGGAGUCCUCCCUGACGCCUGACCUACUGAAUUUCAAGAAAGGCUGGCUGACCAAGCAGUACGAGGAUGGCCAGUGGAAGAAACACUGGUUUGUCCUUGCUGAUCAAAGCCUGAGAUACUACAGGGAUUCGGUGGCUGAGGAGGCAGCUGACUUGGACGGGGAAAUCGACUUGUCUGCCUGUUAUGAUGUCACAGAGCAUCCAGUCCAGAGAAACUACGGCUUUCAGAUACAUACAAAGGAGGGCAAGUACACCCUCUCUGCUAUGACGUCCGGCAUCCGGCGGAAUUGGAUCCAGACCAUCAUGAAGCAUGUCCACCCGGCCUCAGCCCCAGAUGUGACAAGCUCAUUGCCAGAGGGAAAGAACCGGAGCAGCUCCUCCUUUGAGACCUGCCCAAGGCCCAGUGAAAAGCAGGAGCCAGAGCAUGGGGAGCCAGACCAUGAGCAGAGGAGGAGCCGGGCUCGGGAGCGGAGGCGGGAGGGGCGCUCCAAGACCUUUGACUGGGCCGAGUUCCGCCCCAUACAGCAGGCCUUGGCUCAGGAGAGGGCUAGCGCCACAGCACCCACCGACACCCACCCUGAGGCAGAGCCAGGGGAGCUGGAGCGGGAGCGUGCGCGGCGACGGGAAGAACGCCGCAGGCGCAUCGGGACACUCGAUGCUGUGGACGGGCCAGGCACCGACGCAGCCCUCCGGAUGGAGGUCGACCGGAGCCCGGGGCUACCUGGAGCCACUGACCUCAAGACACAGAAUGUCCACGUGGAGAUCGAGCAGCGGUGGCAUCAGGUGGAGACCACCCCUCUCCGGGAGGAAAAGCAGGUUCCCAUUACCCCCCUGCUGCUGUCCUCCUCUGAGGUUGGAAGUGAUCAACUCUCCACUCAUGAGCUGACCUCACUGCUGGAGAAGGAGUUGGAACAGAGCCAGAAGGAGGCCUCAGAUCUUUUGGAGCAGAACCGGCUCCUGCAGGACCAGCUGAGGGUGGCUCUGGGCCGGGAACAGAGUGCCCGGGAAGGCUACGUGCUACAGACUGAAGUGGCCACCUCCCCAUCCGGUGCCUGGCAGAGGCUCCAUAGAGUCAGCCAAGAUCUCCAAAGCGAGCUGGAGGCCCAGUGCCAGCGCCAGGAGCUGAUCACGCAGCAGAUUCAGACUCUGAAGCGUAGCUAUGGGGAGGCCAAGGACGCGAUCCGGCACCACGAGGCCGAGAUCCGGAGCCUCCAGGCGAGGCUCAGCAAUGCCACCGCUGAGCUUGCCAUCAAGGAGCAGGCAUUGGCCAAGCUCAAGGGUGACCUGAAGCUGGAGAAGGACAAGGUCCAUGAGCAGCUGGAGGAGUGGCAACACAGUGAGGCCGCACUGAGUGGUCAGCUGCAGGCCAGUGAGCAGAAGCUCAAGAGCGCGGAAGCCCUGCUGCUGGAGAAGACGCAGGAGCUGCGGGACCUGGAAAUGCAGCAGGCCCUGCAGAGGGACCGGCAGAAGGAGGUGCAGAGGCUGCAAGAGCGCAUUGCUGACCUCAGCCAGCAACUCGGCACCAGUGAGCAGGCCCAGAGGCUGAUGGAGGAGAAGCUGCAGAGGAACUAUGAGCUGCUGCUGGAGAGCUGCGAGAAGGAAAAGCAGGCACUGCUGCAGAACCUGAAGGAGGUGGAGGACAAGGCCAGCGCGUAUGAGGAUCAGCUCCAGGGCCACGAGCAGCAGCUAGAGGUCCUCCAGAAGGAGAAGCUGAGCGCUAAGUUUGAGGGCAGUGCGGUAGUGCAUCAGCUGGAGGAGCAGCUGGAGAUGAAGGAGGCCAGCAUCCAGAAGCUGGCCGUGCACGUCCAGAGCCUCAGAGAUGAGCGGGACCUGAUCAGGCAGCAGUUCCAGGAGCUGACGGACCGCAUCGCUCUGUCUGACGGGGAUGCAGCCGAGCUUCGGGAGAAGCUGAGGGGGAGAGAGGCGGAAUACCAGAGCCUGGAGCGCUCCUACAGGAGGGCAGCCGGCCAGCUGCAGAGCGUGCACACCCUGCUGAGUGAGAGGGAAGGUGAGCUGAAGCACAUCAAAGCAGUGCACGAGGAAGCCCUGGGGAAGAAGGACCAGGACCUCAGUGAGGCUUUAGCUAGAAUGGUGGCCUUGGGAAGCAGCUUACAGGAAAAAGAAAUGAAGCUGCAGGCAAAGGAAGAGAUUUUAAGGAAAUUUGCAAAGGAGUCUCCUGAGGACACAGAGGAGCCGCAGAGCCCCCUGGCUGAAGCAGAGGAGGAUGGUGGUGUGCUCCUAGGCCCACAGCUCCAAGCAGCCAGUGCAUCUCCAGGCUUCCCACACUCGAGGCUUAGGGAUGAGGACCUGGGGGAGGAACAUGGUAACAGCAGCUCCAGGAGAGAAGAGAGCAUGGUGCCCCUGAGGUUGGAAGUGCCUGACAGGGAGGGGCACCUGCAAGGCACAACAAAACCUGACCAGGGAGUGCCUGGUGUUAAAAGGCAAAGAAUCCGGUUCUCCACCAUCCAGUGCCAAAAAUACACUCAUGCCGAUGGGUCCGAGAAGACCUGGACCAGCAGUACAUCCUCUGACACCAGUCAGGACCGGUCACCCUCAGAGGAAAGCAUGUCAUCAGAGGCCACCCCCAGCUCGCUGCCUGCGACCAGUGACUCUGAUACCCACCUCUCCAUAAUACAUUCUCUGGAGACCAAGCUCUACAUCACAGAGGAGAAGCUCAAAGAUGUGACGGUGAAGCUGGAGAGCCAGCAGGGCCAGAGCCAGGAGGCCCUGCUCUCGCUGCACCAGCAGUGGGCUGGCACUGAGGCGCGGCUCCGUGAGCAGCUCCGCGCCAGCCUGCUCCAGGUUGGAGCUCUGGCCUCCCAGCUGGAGCAGGAAAGACAGGCAAGGGCAAAGGUUGUCAAAAAUCACAUUGGGGAGCUUGGUGAUUUCCAGAUAAAAAACAGUCAGGCCCUGGCUUGUUUAGCAAACUGCCGAGAACAGCUACGAUCUCUGCCAGGGGCUGGCCAGGAGGAAGUACAGGACGCAGGAGCAGGCCUCCUGGCCAGUGUGGAGUGCGCACUAGUCCGCACCAGCCAUGCCCUGAGCCACUGGCCAACUCCUGCAGACAGCGGGGCCCAUGCUCAGCCAGAAGAAAGACAUUUCUUGGAGAAAGGGGAAGUGACUUCACAGCCACCAAACUGGCCCGAACUGACUGAGCAGGAGCAGCUGAAGCUCCUUUCUGAUCAAAUAGCUCUGGAAGCCUCACUGAUAAACCAAAUAGCAGACUCUUUGAAAAACACAACAUCAAAUAUCUCUCACAUUCUCCAUGAGGUUUCCCAGUCAGAAAAGUCACCACUGGAGUCUGAGAGUGCUGGAUCCCCAGCAGAUACCUGGGCCAAGAAGGUGCUGGUGGACAGUGAGUUCUGGAGCCAGGUGGAGUCCCUGAGUGAGCACCUGGGGGCCCUAGGGGGAGAAGCAGCCAGCGCACCAGGAGGUGGGCAGCAGCAUGUCCCACAAACCCUGGUCCCUGCCCUGGCAGAUGCCACAUGGGUCAGGGCCGAGCUCAGCUUUGCUGUGGAGUCAGCAAGGGAGUCCUUCCACCGCAGGUUGCAGGGCAUCCAGGAGACCCUGCAGGGGACCCAGGUGGCCCUGCAGCAGCACAAGAGUUUGCUGGGGGAAAUCCUGGGAGCCUAUCGAACCCCUGACUUUGAGAGAGUGAUGCAGCAGGUCUCAGAAGCCGUCAAGCUUCCAGCAGGCACUGAAAACAUUGUACAAGUGUCCUGGGACUUGGGCCCAUUAGAAGUACUGAGUCAUCAAGCUGUGGCCAGCUCCCAAGAGCCCUUUCACUUGUCCAGCCAGAGCUCUGGGGCCCUUGUUGCUAUUCAGGAAGAACUCGCCCUACAGCUUAAAGAUAAGGCCAGCCUCUUAGGGGAGAUAGCUGCUGCUUUAACCUCCCUUUCCCCUGUGGAAUCGGUAAGAAAUUGUCAGAAGCUUCUCCAGGCAUCCUGGAAUCUCUCCUAUAGUACUUGUUUGGGAAGCCUGGGUCAGUAUUCUUCACUGUUAGUUCAAGAUGCAAUUAUUCAAGCUCAGGUGUGUUAUGCCACCUGCAAGAUCCGCCUGGGGUAUGAAAGGGAACUCCAGCGCUGCAAGGAGUCCUGGCAGAGCAGGGAGGCCUCCUGCCAGGAGCCGGCUGUGGGAGCCUUAAGGGAGGAGUACGAGGAACUUCUCCGGAAGCAGAAGAGCGAGUACCUGGAAGUGAUUGCCAUAGUUGAAAGGGAAAAUGAAGAGCUCAAGGUCAAGGUCACCCAGCUGGACCACCAGCAGAGGUGUCUGGGAGAAGUAGAAAGCAAGCACAGUGCGAGCAUGUUUGCCCUGCAGGGCAGGUACGAGGAGCAGAUGAGGUGUGUGGUGGAGCAACUGAACAGAGCCGAGAAUACGCUGCAGGCUGAGCACAGCCGGGUCCUUGGCCAGCUGGACGCCUCACUCAAAGACAGGCACGACCUGGAGAGGCACCACGUGGAGCAGAUACAGACUCUGGAGGACAGGUUCCAGCUCAAGGUCAGAGAGCUGCAGACCAUCCAUGAGGAAGAGCUGAGGGCCUUGCAGGAGCACUACUCGCAAAGCCUGCAGUGCCUGCAGGAGACACUCCACCACUACCAGGGGCAGCACCCUGAGGUGCUGCCGACCCCCAGCCCUCCGAGCAGCCCCCACCAGCCGCCCUCCUCCAGCUGGCCUGCUGACCAGCCCAGGAAUGCUUUGCAAGCAGCCGACAGGGAGGCUGACUCCAUGAUAGGGCUGAGGGAGCGCAUCCAGGAGCUGGAGGCCCAAAUGGGCGUCAUGCGGGAGGAGCUGGAGCACAAAGACCUGCAGGGCGGCGCGGCCACGCUGCGGGAGAAGUACCAGAAAGACUUUGAGAACCUGAAGGCCACAUGUGAGCGAGGCUUUGCAGCAAUGGAAGAAACGCACCAGAAGAAGAUCGAAGACCUGCAGAGGCAGCACCAGCGGGAGCUGGAGAAGCUGCGGGAGGAGAAGGACCGCCUCCUGGCUGAGGAGACCGCGGCCACCAUCUCAGCCAUCGAAGCCAUGAAGAACGCCCACCGGGAGGAGAUGGAGCGUGAGCUGGAGAAGAGCCAGCGGUCCCAGAUCAGCAGCAGCAAUUCAGACAUUGAGGCCCUGCGGAGGCAGCACCUGGAGGAGCUGCAGUCGGUGCAGCGGGAGCUGGAGGUCCUCUCGGAGCAGUACUCACAGAAGUGCCUGGAGAAUGCCCACCUGGCCCAGGCACUGGAGGCUGAGCGGCAGGCCCUGCGGCAGUGCCAGCGGGAGAACCAGGAGCUCAACGCCCACAACCAGGAGCUAAACAACCGCCUGGCUGCGGAGAUCGCCCGGUUACGAACGCUGCUGACUGGGGACACUGGUGGGGAGGCCGCUGGCUCACCUCUCACACAGGGGAAGGAUGCCUAUGAGUUAGAGGUCUUAUUGCGGGUCAAGGAAUCGGAAAUACAGUACCUAAAGCAGGAGAUCAGCUCUCUCAAGGAUGAGCUGCAGACGGCAUUACGGGAAAAGAAGUACGCCAGUGACAAGUACAAGGACAUCUACACCGAGCUCAGCAUCGUGAGGGCCAAGGCGGACUGCGACGUCAGCAGGCUGCGGGAGCAGCUGAAGGCUGCCACAGAGGCACUGGGCGAAAAGCCCCCUGAACACACCCCUGUGACAGGAUACGAUAUAAUGAAAUCUAAAAGCAAUCCUGACUUCUUGAAGAAAGACAGAUCCUGUGUCAGCCGGCAACUCAGAAACGUCAGAUCCAAGUCCGUAAUUGAGCAGGUCUCAUGGGAUAACUGAAACGAGCCCGCUUCCAGGUCCCCUGUCAUAGUCUGAAGGAAGGCCUGACCGUACAAGAACGCUUGAAGCUCUUUGAAUCCAGGGACUUGAAGAAGGACUAGCUGUAUCCCCUUCAGCUUGAACACACACCCUGCCCGGCUUGCGCGGCACGACCCAAGCGCUGUGUUCUGUCUGUACCUUUCUUCUUAUUAUUAUUAUUGUCAUCAUUAACUGUGGGUAUGGAUGCAUGAGAGACUGGUUUAUGGGCUCACACCAUUCCCUGCUGUGUUGAUUCUGACUUCCUAUUUGUCUUUAUCCAGGCUUUCUCCCAUGGUUUCUAAAGUCAGCCAAGCAGCAGGGGCCUGGAGGGCGGCAUGCUCUGGGCGGUCUGUUCGUCCCCUCCCUGCUUUGGCCCACGCACUCACUGUCAGUAUUAAGGCCCAGCAGCCUGGCGAUAAGCUAGCUGUGUCCCUUUGAGCACCGUGCGGGGUCAGGGUUCCACAGUGCCAGCUCUGCUGUGCACCGGGUCUCCUGGAGCAGGUACAAGUCUUCAGGACGAGGUUCAACCUGGAUCACAGCACUGACAGGUCACUAGCCUGCAGAGGAGCAGGAGGAGCAGGGCAAGGGGCACGGCUCACAACCUUGACUUGCACCUUCUGGCUUGGGAGGAGGAGAGCAUUUUGUACUUGUUCCUCUAAUGCAGCUUAGAACCACACCCCAGGUAAUGGUCACAGCCUGGAAAAUGUUGAAAGCAGCCAUUCCUACUUUUGUUUGUUUUUUAUUAAAUCUUGCACAAAACCCCGGCCACUCUCAUUCCUUCCUACAAUCGCUCCUUUCUUGGUCGCUAGUAACUGACCUGUUAUAAUUAUUUGGAUCAUUGGCCUGGGGCUUCCAGGCUGUGGCUGCAGACAAUGGUGGUCCUCAUGGGGAACCCUGUAGAGAAGACAGCCUUUCUAGAAAGACUGCAUUGUUCUUGACAAGGCUGAGAGAAGACCCCUGUGUUAAGUCAGGAAGAAAGUCCAGAGGAUGUCAGAAUCAGGUGAAAGUUGCCACUGAGUGUUCUUAACUCUAAUAUCUGUAAAUUCUGAAAGGCUCUUGUGCUGCAUGGAGAGCCGAUGGCAAACCUGCCCUAGCAGCUGUGUUUUUCUAACAGUUUGAGUGAAACCGUCGUAACAGCCACAAAACAUUCUGCGGCACUAUUAUUAUAAUACUAAUAGUGAAAAAUCUCUUAAAUUGGGGUUUUUACUAUGUCCCCAUGAAAACAGUCCUGCCAAGACGAGUCUAAACAAGCCACAGCCACAUGGGAACCAGUUCAGUGCCAGCGGAGCAGGGUGAGGCAUUAGAGAAAAGUGUCUGUAGGAGCUCCUUCUGGUGCCCUGCAGCUAUUGGUCCCCUGACUUUAUUUAUCAGUCAUGUUUUUGCUCUGUGUUGAUAAGCUUGAGUUAGUUUGGUAGGCUCUGGGUUGUGAAUGCUUUGGGGGCAAAAACAUAGAAAUAAUCUUGCCUGGUUUUUACACCAAGUUAACGAACAAGGUCACCUGGGGGCAGUCCUGAGGGCAAGACAGAGGGGCCGGGAGUUGUGCUUACGCCUUACCUGCAUGCACUCCUCACUGUUGAGCCCUAACCCACGCCUGUCGCCCCCUGGCCACUACUCUUCCUUGUCUAAGGCAAGAGAAUAUCAGCUCUCUUAUUUUAAUUCUUCUCAGACACUGCCCCCAACACCCUUGCAGAGGCAGCGUUUUUAGAAGGCCCUGGUUGUGCAGUGCGCUCAGAAGGGUGGUACAUAGAAGGAACGCCCUGCGCUGUCUGCAGAGCGCCACCUGUGUGUCCUCAGUGCAGUGAUGGGACGUCCCUGGGCCUUAGUGGCCCUUGUCGCCUGGUCUGCACAGGCUGCCUGGGCACGGUUCCAUGUUGUCCCUUCACCCCAUCUAGUGCCGUUGCCUCUGUGGUCCUCCAACCCUCCCGGGGGUUUCGGGGCAGGGUCGGUGCUCGCAGUCGAGCCCCCAUCCACCUCCAGCCGAGCCGUGGGGGUGUGGUUCGCUGUGAGGAGAGCACUGUGUUCACUGCAUCACUUCCCAAGGUUAGGCCUCAGGAAUCUGGGGAACAAGUGUGUGGAGGGCAGCCCUUGGGGGUGGAAGGCCUGCUCACCUCAGACGGCAGGACUCGCCCCCCUCCCUGGGGCUGGUUCAGUAUGGGGCUGCCAGGGAUUGGACUGCAAAAAUGCCAAGCCAGCUAAGAAAUCGGGGUGCCCUGUGCUCUGCUCCUGCAGCCUCCCCAAAAUGCCAUAAGCCUACCUGGCAUGGCUGUCACCACAUAGUGACAACUACUGUCUGGCUCAGAACCAGGUCUGAGCUGCCUGCUGAGUCCCAUCUUCCAGCUGGAGUGAACAGCAGAACAAAGAGCGUCCCACCUACCUCCUCUGUGUGCAGCAUGCAGGCAUCCAAGCCCUCGGGGGGAAGUCUGGCCACUGAAUUCCAGAGAGAAGGAGCAGGUGCGGAGGGGGAGCGGGUCUCUGGGUCAGCAGAGAAGGUUCCCUCAGGGGCCGCAAAGCGGGCAGUGCUGGGUGGGACACGGUGACCGGGAGCCCAGGGCACUCGCGCCACUCCUGGGUCGGGGUGCUAACGUGGGCCCAUUUCAUGAUCACACCUAAUUUCCUGUAGACAUUUUACUACCUCAUCUGGAGCCUGCUCGCAUCUACAAGUAGGCCAUGGGAAAAUGGGGAAAAUUUGGGAAAAAUAAAUUGGACUUCGUUUGACAGUUUUUAAGAUAUGUGAAAAUUACAGUGUGUGCUGCCUGUGCGUGCCCUUGUGCACACAUGGAGCAGCACUUUCUGCUGGUCACGCUCCUUCCUGGACGUGUGGUCCAGGGCUGAGCAGGUUUGAAAGCUAACAGUCCUGGCGGCCGUGGCUGUCUGCAGCCUCCCUGGCAGAGGUGACACGGCGGGCGGAGUAUAGUGGCAGGCAGCACUCUGCCACUGAGACCUGAAGCUGUGCUUCGAGCACCACAGCAAGCCUGGGUUUGUGGGCAGACCUGAGGCUGCGUGGGCGACGCACCGCACUGGGAACAGGAGGCUUUUGUCAAGAGCUGAGAUUGGGCCUUUGUGAGUCUGGCCCGUGGAGAGGCAGAGAGCAGGAAGGCCUGGGCUGUGGGGUCUUGGGCAGGCCAGAAAUCUGCCUAGAAAGGAAUUCUGGCAGAUUAGGCCAGGAGACAAAACCAAGGGCCUAAAAACGUUUCUGUAGAGCUACUUAAUACUGUUCAUGUUGCCGCAGAGGUGGGUGGACACAGAUUUCUGGCCUGAGAAUAAGCACAAUCUACCACUGCUGCAUGGUGGCCCCAUGAACAAAAUUAUUUUUGAGAACGUCCUGAGGGGUCAGGGCAGCACGGUGCCUGCUCACCCUGCGGGGUCCGGAGACCACGUACCUACCCUGUGACCCCUUCUCACCAGCCGUGGAGUCACUGAGGCUGCUCCAGCCGGGCACAUUGUGCAGGCCCCCUGGGGCGCUCCCUGCCCGGAGGCAGCAGGCAGCAUACUUCUCAGAAAAGCUUUCUUCACUCCCGCACUUGCUGGGAUUUCCCAUGGAUAUGCGCUGCCAGGGCCUCUGGCCCCCCAGCAAUGGUGCGGCCACGCUGCCAGUGGCGUGCCCCACUCUUGGCUCAGGCACUCCUGCUUCUCGGGGACUCAAGACUGCUUUCUGUUGGAGUGAAAGGAAUGCAACCCAUCAACAUUCACUUUUCCUAAAAUGAAAAGUUUCUUCCGCAUUGCCCUAAAGAAGCUUGGAAUUUAACACUUUCCAUUAUAGACACAAUUUCAAAAAACUACUGAAUUCAGUGAUCCCUUCAUUACCAAGAAAGUGAGGAAAUUUAAGUAUUUUCAAAGUUUUGCAAAGGACAGGGAGGGGUGUAGUAUCUGCUCAAAAGGAAUGAGGAGCUGAAAGGAAACCACUUGACUCUUAGUCAGAGGCUUCUUUCUCCCCUCUGGAAAAUUCCUGUUUGGCCUCCCUCACCCUGAAGUCCCGCAGCGCUGUCACAGGGCCUUCUGCUCAGUAGGAGCUUGCUUGGUAAUGAGCAGGUUCUAACUGCUGCCGGAGCCCCACUCGGCUGAGCCAAUCGCUCUGCCUGCGGCAGUCACCCCUGCCCUUCAUGAAGGGCCUGGGAAGAGCCUGUUCCUAAGGUUCCAGAGAUGGGGGUCUUUGCACCCUGUUCUUACCUGUCUUCCAUCGUAUCUCUUUACCUGCUGUCAUUCUUGAGAGAAAGGAGCCUCUCGAUGCUGGUAACACAGUGCUUUUCAGUCCAACACGAGCCACUGGUCACUUUUCCACAAACAUCACACUUGUACGUUUGCUGGUAUACAAACUCCUCCCUCUGACCUUCCCAGGUCACCAGAUCCCUGGGGUGUGAGCUCAGACACCAGGCUUGUAGCCCCGCGGGAGGUUGUCUCACCCACUGAGGUCAGGUCAGCAGGUCAAGCCCUUCCCAGUCCUCAGCACCAAGGAGCAGGGCUGCGGGGCAUGGCGCUUCCGCCACAGGCCGCCCCGUCCGUCCACAUGCCAGUCAGGUGCAUGUCCGCUGCACCCAGGGAAGGUGUGUGUCUUCCUGUGUCAGACACUUCCGGCAAGACCAUACUUCCCACAGCUGAAAACAAGCUUAGGAUCAGCCUGAAGUGAAGCCUCGAAAAACCACUUCAGGUAGUUCUUUGACGACAUGAGUCCAGCUGGAAGGGAGCAAUAUCAGUUUCUCAAGCUUGUCUGCUAGGAAAGACUCGUUCUUUUGCCUUUUUGAGAACGAGUCCCAAGUAUUCUUGUUUCUCUGUGAGAGGAAGAGGUCUCCCUUCUCUGGAGCCUUUCAACAGAGUAGGAGCUCCGGGUGCCCCACACUGCCCGCUGAGACGGGGACCCGCCUGUGGCCCUGUUCCUCAGUGUCCUGGAGACGAGCCCCUGGCACUCAGUGUUGCUUCUGAUUUCUCUGUAUUUAAAAGCAGUUGUUUAUUUUCUUCAAAAUAACCUGUAUAUUAUUAAGAGCAAGCAGUGUAAAUAUUACUCAAGUUACUGCAGGGUUUUUUGUGACAAAGUUUUUGUGGGUUUAGAAAAAUCUUCUAUAGACAUCCUUUUUUAAGAUAAAACAGCUUUGGGUACAACACUGAACCCCACUCAGUAUUAUAAGGAAAGGUUUUUAAUGACUGAUACAUCUUUUUAAAAGCUUCGGUCAUUUCACAGGUGGCUUUAAACACUACAAUAUCUAAAACAGGUCACCUUCACUGAAAGAAUUCUGUAAUUCUUGCUCUUGCUAGAGCCACUCGGAGCCCCCGAGGGAAGUCAGGGGAGUGAAGGCACCGUCGUUGGCUUCUUGACCAGGUCCUUCCCGUAAUAAUUCACGACUUGCGGGCAGAGUCUCAGCACAGCACUUGGCAUCAGGGUCUAAAUGGGUGACCUGGGACUGUACUAGGCAGGCUCCCUGCCGACUCACUAAGCACCUGCCUCUCCUCAGCUCUUGGGUCACUAUGAAAUAGCACGGAAGCCCCAAAACCGGCAGCACUGCUAUUUAGUGUGCUCCGUCAGUUUGCUAAGGAGGCAUUCAGUCAAAAAAUAUGUGACAAUUGGAGUGUCCAGUAGUUGUCCUAAGAUGGCCCAGGAGGACAGACACUGAGUUCUCAUGCGUGGAAGACAGUGGCAGGGCCCUCCCAGGAUGCUGCGUGCGGCCUGCCACAACCCCACCCUUGCUCUCUUCCGCUUCACAACUAAUUGUAUCACAUUUCAGUUUUACUUUAUCAAAAGCUAUGAAUAGAUUAUAUAGAACACUAAAGUCAUUGCUCUGUCAUGUUUAUAUCACAAAGCUUCAAUUAAAAUGGAUUCUAGGAUUUACCUUUAGUAUUAACAACUUAUUUACUGACUGUUAGGAUUUAAAACCAGCUAAGUGAUAAUUAUUCAUGUGGUUUUCCUAAGUAAUAAUCCUAAAACACAAAGUCUCUAAGCAGCUCCCCAACAAGUAUAGUUCUUAAUGAUUUUUCUGAAGACAUGCCUUCUGUCAGAGGGAAUGUCUCAGUUCAGCUACUAAAGCAAAAUGCACCGUGCCCAACUGCCAAAGGAGCUGAGCAGCGAACAGAAUGAGGAACAGGUGGUUUUCCUGCUGUGACAAGUCUGGGAGGGAUGGGCAGCAGUCACUCCCGCCUCAGCUGCUAUCUCUGCAAGUGAGAUGGGUGUUCAAAGAGCAAGCUUGUAUAAUUGCAGCUGGAGUUUAAUUUCUUUACUAAGACUAAACGGUAGCGUUUACCAGACUACAAGGCCUUGCAGAGAAAGGGCCUUCAGAGCCCAAGUGACUCCCCAGCGCGCCUCCCACUCCAGAGAGCCCCGGGCAGAGGCAGGUCCUGGGGCAGAGCCCACCUGGGGUACACCAUCCACCAGGCUGCUGGGCCCUGGAGAAGAGAGGCUGGUCAGCUAAGCUCUCUUUUGACAGUUCAAGACUUUAUGGUUUAGUUUGAGGCUUUUUUUUAACAAGGUUUCUGAACAACUGUUUGCUACAAUUGAAAUGUUACUUUGUCAAAAUAUUUAUUCUUCUGUGUGGUGUACUAGAUUCCCAUGGAUGUAGCUGAUAAUUUCUACUUUGUAAAUAUUUCCUGACUUUCCUAAACUAUAUCAUAAUAAACUAUUUUUGCAUCGCCCUUUG